UCUAUCCACGGGCACAGACAAGAGUGAUAUCGCAAGCCGCCUCCAAGAAAAUUGGAGUUGCUUUACAGCUGAAACGUAAGGAAGUGGAAUUUUGCCUGGAAGACAAAUGAGCACCAUAUUCAAGUGCAUGCGUGAUGGCCGAUUCGUGAGGAAAUGUUAGCAGCAACAGCAUCAAUUGUGCAGUGACAGUGUGACGCACGGACGAAUGGUAAACGCCCUGAAAAAUCAAUCUAGUUGGCGAGAGGAGUAAGUGUGUGUUCUCGUAGCCCGGAAAAAAGGUGUCUUCUCGGCACAUCGUAGUGUUUGGGCAGAAUCCCCGACGUGGUCCGGGGAGGGGUGGAUCGAUCGAUCAAACACCUUCCGCGUUGCUUUUUCAUCCCUUCGGCAGUGCGGUACCGCUGGCUAUACCGAAGGUCCGAGAUCGUUGUCUCGGAUGUCUCCGGGUGGCAGCAAACGGAAACUGGACGUACGGCUGUUCCUAUGGGGUCUUUUUCUGCUGCAAAUCUCGCUUAUCUGUCUGUUUCUGCUGUUCGGGACGUUGCUCGUGUCCACCGCCGUGGACGAUACCAAUGGCCAGACAGUUGAGCAGCCGAUGGUCGAAAACGAUGGGCACGGACAGCGUAAGGCAGGACACCCGCUAUCCGAUUGGUCCCCGUUUGGAGUACGUUUCAUCCCCAAUCGAACGUCGACGGCGGCAUUGGUGUCGUCGGAAAAUGAAGCAGCAGCAGCAGCCGCCGAACAGGGCAACUCGAUUCAUCUGCACGAGAGACAACCGUGGGUAUCUCAAGGCGACGUGCUUGACGACAGUCAGCUGUUGAAAAGGAAACAGCUGCACCCAAGGCAUCCAAAAUAUCGACCGUGGAUUCAGCGGGUGAUAUCACGACCAGAGCGAAUGGAGAAAUAUUUCAGGACAAUUUCCUUCGUUGACUGGCAUGGCAUUCGCAAACGACGGUUGUGCUUCAUCGAAGGCACCCGUGGUAGCGCACAGGUGACUUCGAUGGAUCAACAGAGGAGUAAAGGCAGCAACAAUGAGACUGAACUAAUAGAUACAGGAAAAGAGGACGUAGUAGACAAUGCAAAAGAGCUUAAGAAAGGGAAUAAGAAGUCGGCAGCGGCUCCUGACGCAGCAGUGUUAGAUACCGAUGGAAGUGUUGUGACGAUGGGAGAGGACGCUAUUAGUCGAUGCCGCUGCAAUUCCCAGUGGCACGGUACCGACUGUGGCCAACCGGAAGUGAUCUGGCGAGCAUUCAUUACCUCGAAGAUUCCGCCACGCGACCAGAUGGCCGUUCCGCGAACCGUCGCACGAAACGUCUUCUACAUUGUCCAGAGUACGUUCAUCAGUGUGGAAGUGCUCGAAAUUCAGCUGAUGGAGCUAGCCGAGCAGGUAAGUCUGUUCGUUCUCUGCGAUCAGACACGAGAUCCUAGCGAACCGCCAUCGAAGGAUGUUUCCAUCGCGGAUCACCUGGAAGAUACCGAUUUUCUGCGAACCCUUCGCGAUCGAUUACUCAUCGUGUCGGACGCAACAUGCAGCGGGAGGAAUGUGUUUCGAAAGCUGCAAAAGUAUACGGCAAAAGAAUCGAUUCGAUCGGACGACAUUGUGCUGUUGAGCGCAGCAGACGAGAUAUUGAACCGAAAAGCGGUAGCAUACCUCCGGUGGUACGACAACUGGCCACAACCGGUGCGGUUUCGCUUGAAACACAAUGUGUAUGGCUUUUUCUGGCAGCAUGCAUGCAACCGUACCGUCAUCGGCAGUGCAGCGGUGCAGGUGGGGAUGCUACGAGAGGUUUACGGGUCUGAUCCGGAUCGUCUAUUAGCGAUCGAGAAGCCGGUAAUGUUGAUCGGUGAUUUAAACCACUUUGGUGGAUGGUACUGCCGAAGAUGUUACCAACCGGGCUCGAUAGUACAGUACUUUGAACAUCGCGCCGGCUUAUUGUCCACCGUGCCACGGGCCGAGAAAGCGUUAGGGAACAAGAAGAGCGAGCCUCUGCUCUUCCUACCCGAUCCCAAGCGGACGAAGGUGUUGAACGAAGAGUACGUUCAGCAGGCAAUCGCCAGCGGAAAGGAUCUCGAAGAUGAAGAGCGCGCACUGGAGCGCUUAAGUCGCCGAACGGACAAGUACUAUCAGCCAGAGUACGUGCGGGACAACGGUUGGAAGUUCGAUAACAUCGUACUGAAUCUAUUUGCCCGCUGGGAUGAUAAUCUGGCAGAGGACGAUUACUUUAGCUAGACACUAACUCUCUGUGUGGACUCUUCUUCCUUUGGUUGUGUACCUGAGUCGCGUGGGAAGGAAGAGGUGUUGUCGCGCAAUGCAUAAAUUAAACGAUAUCUUCCAUCUCCUACUAAGGCAAGGCCAAUCAUCGAUAACCGACAUGAACAACACAUCACAUAAUCAUCGCAAACUCGCUCCUACUAAAGCAACAACUAGUCAAAUAUUUGUAUCGCUUCAAACCAAAACAUAGAUGAACCCUUGGAAUCUCGGAUCGAUAGCAUAAUCAUUAACAUUAUCAUCGCCAUCGUUCAUGACCGUCGUAUACGAGACGGUGCCAAUGCACACACUACCUAUAUACAUACAGCACCGAUCCACGAAGUCAGGGAAAACACCAGAAAAUGCGAAAUGAUAGUUCUCUAUCCUCUGGAUUCAACUCACAAGUAAUAUAAACUGAUGUAUGCGCUGAUAAACAGUACUAUCAAUAUUUAUAUAUACACACAAAUGUAGAACAAUAGACAGAACGAUAACGUUAGCGAACAGAGCGGAUCUGUUCCCAUUGGCAUAGAAAAGGAAACGGAUUAGUGAAUGUGACACCAAGUAUUCAGUAGCCCAAUCCAAUCGGACUGUGUGACUUAAUCAGGGGAAAAGGCAUUAGCCUUCAUUAUCGUUUGUAGCCUAGUUGCAGUGUACUCUUCUGAAUCACACAUGGAAUGGCGCUUUGGAGAGUAAAAUCAUCACGACAGAG
Molecule: messenger RNA, 2954 nt
Organism: Anopheles coustani
Lineage: Eukaryota; Metazoa; Arthropoda; Insecta; Diptera; Culicidae
Exons: 2
Coding region: 434-2227 (597 amino acids)
Biological process (GO): protein N-linked glycosylation; N-acetylglucosamine metabolic process
Cellular component (GO): membrane
Molecular function (GO): beta-1,4-mannosylglycoprotein 4-beta-N-acetylglucosaminyltransferase activity
Source: RefSeq, a predicted model, not a curated record